Messenger RNA from Pieris macdunnoughi, 924 nucleotides. The record is from the annotation of a GenBank genome assembly. NCBI's taxonomy places the organism in Eukaryota, Metazoa, Arthropoda, Insecta, Lepidoptera, Pieridae.
AUGACUUAUGUAGUUCCUAGUGUGGAUUCAGGGGUGCAGGUCGACGCCGCAUACUUUGAUUUUCAAAAAGCAUUUGAUAUGGUUGAUAAUGACAUCUUAUUAGCUAAGCUGGCAACAGUCGGAUGCACUCCCAAAUUGAUAAAAUUUUUUGCGGAUCACAUGAGGGACAGGAAACAGUAUGUCGAAUAUGCAGGUUAUAAAUCUGAACCCUACUAUACGAGAUCGGGUGUGAGUCAAGGUAGUAAUUUAGGACCGCUUCUAUUUAUUAUUAUGAUAAAUGACCUGCCAGGCGUAGUCAGGGAUGCCACAUGUCUGUUGUUUGCGGAUGAUCUCAAACUCCUUAUCGCCAUAAGAGAAGAAGGAGAUUGUGAGCGAUUUCAGUUAGAUAUUGAUAGGGUAGAUGAGUGGAGUAAGAAAAAUAAACUGUUUUUCAAUACCUCUAAGUGCUCAAUUAUAACUUUCAGCCGGAUGAAGAAACCCAUCAACUUCAACUACACCCUGAAUAACACAGUACUUAAAAGGAUGGAUACAGUGCGCGAUUUGGGGGUAAACCUGGACGCUGAGCUAACAUUUCGUAAUCACAUACAAAAUGUAUGUAAAAAAGCAUAUAGAAGCUUGGGCUUUGUACUCAGAAGAGUGGGAGGGUUCACUAGCAUCACUGCGAUAUCCACUUUGUAUAAUGCAUUGGUGAGAAGCCAGUUAGAAAGUAACGCAAUUAUCUGGGCUCCACAUGAAGCUAAGUAUAGUCUCAUGUUGGAACGUAUCCAAAAUAAAUUUACUCGGUUCUUGUACCUAAGGCUGUAUGGAGUAUACCCAUUUUAUCCAUUGAUGUAUCCAACCUUGUUUGUUAUAGGCAUGGUUGGAUACAACAAAUUGGAGACAAGGAGGGACAUGGCUCUUGCCAUGUAUAGGGUGUCUCAGUAA